AUGAAGGCGGGGGUGGAAAAGGACGAAGAUGAAGAAGUGAAAUCUUCAUCUUCAAUUACAAUUCGAUCAAUCGGCGAUGGUGAUGAUGGGGAUAUUGAGGACGACAAACAGGCGGUAGUUGCGACGAGUCGGCGUGUAUCGUCGAGUUUGAGCAGAGAAGGAGAAGAUGAACGAGAUGGAGAGGGAAAUGGAGAUGAGCCAAAGAAUGAUGCUGAUCAUCAUGUCUUGACGCUAUCGAGGGCACGAUGCAUUGCGCUGGUGGCCACUGUCACGGGCGCUGCGUUUCUCAAUACCCUCUCCCUCCAAAGCGUCGUCAUUAUCCUCCCCACCAUCGGUCGCCAUCUUUCCAUCCCCGAGAGUCGACAGCAAUGGAUCGUCUCCUCCUACUCGCUCACCUUUGGCUGCUUCCUGUUGUUCUGGGGCCGCGUCGCCGACUUGUACGGGAAGCGCCUCAUCUUCGUGCUGGGUUCCAUCUGGGUGACGGCGGUCAUGGCUGCGAAUCCGUUUGUGCCCAAUGAGAUUGGGUUCAACUUAUUCCGAGGUCUUCACGGCUUGGGGGCUGCUGCCAAUGUGCCCACUGCGAUUGGCAUCUUGGGUGUCACGUUUCCUCCAGGCAAGGCGAAAAACUAUGCCUUUGUUGCAUACGGCGCCGGUGCCCCUCUCGGAAGCGUCUUUGGAAACAUACUGUCCGGCUUCAUCGCCGAGUACUCCGACUGGAAAUGGGUCUUCGGCACUCUCGCCAUCAUGGGCGCCGUCGUUUCGAUCUGUGGCAUCCUUUUCAUACCUGCUCCUCCACCGUCAGCAUCCAAUUCGAACAGAAAAGGCCCGGCUUCAAUUGACUGGAUCGGUGCUACGCUCGUUACUGUUGGCCUCCUUGCUCUCAUGUUUGCUCUUACCGAGGGCAACGUUGUAGGGUGGAAUACUCCCUGGGUCCCCGUCCUCAUCGUCGUUUCUGUACUCAUCAUCGCUGCCUUUGCCGUCUGGCAGUGGUAUUUGGAACGCAGAUUAACGUCCGCUGUUCAAGCCGAAUUGGAUGCUAGUAUUGUCGAACAAGGAGAUGCCGUCUCGUCACCAUCGGAUUCCCGCCGCCCUUUGCCGCCAGCUUCGUCUCUCACUCCGCCGCUAAUCAAAAUCUCCAUAUUCCGCAACCUCCAAUUCAGCGCUGUAAUGGUCAUCAUGUGCGUCUUUUUCGCCUCCUUCAACAACUAUCUCAUCUACGCCACCUACUACUUUCAAGAAUUCCAGGGUCUAUCGCCCCUACAAACUAUGCUGCGGUUUAUCCCAACAGGCGUGGGCGGUGCUACCGUUGCCAUCAUCGUUUCUCAGAUCCUCGACCGCGUGCCCACCGUCUUCAUCCUCAUAACCGGCAACCUCUCGGUCUCAAUUGCAUGUCUCCUGUAUGCUGUGCCUAUCCCCCCGACGACUUCGUACUUCGCUUGGGGCCUUCCUGCUAUGGUCCUCUCCGUCGUUGGCGCAGACACUACGUGGCCAUGCCUCACUCUCUUCACCUCACGUGCUCUCCCGAGAGAACAUCAAGCCGUCGGCGGUGCGCUCAUCAACGCCGUUGGACAAUUUGGUCGAUCUAUCGGCCUCGCGCUCAGCACGGCAACUCAAACCGCCGUCAUGGCCAACGCCCGUGGUGUUCCUGUCAAGGAUGUCGGCAGCAUAAAGGCGUGGGAACCGGAAUCUCUCAAAGGCCUGCGUGCGGCUUCGUGGAUGAAUUUCGCCUUGGGAGUUGCGUCUCUGGUCGUCGUCUUGAUAGCCUUUCCAACGCUGGAGAUUGUGGGCAAGGCGGAGCCUACGCCAACCAAGAAGCAGAGCGAAGGGGUUAUUCGCAAUACGAGGAGCGAAAAGCAGGAGGAGGCUGGCGACUCUGAACGUAACAGAGCAUGA
Messenger RNA from Trichoderma harzianum CBS 226.95, 1893 nucleotides. RefSeq lists its product as hypothetical. The transcript has 4 exons. The record is from RefSeq and is a predicted model, not a curated record. Gene Ontology annotation, cellular component: membrane. Bases 1 to 1893 code for a protein of 630 amino acids. Gene Ontology annotation, biological process: transmembrane transport. NCBI's taxonomy places the organism in Eukaryota, Fungi, Ascomycota, Sordariomycetes, Hypocreales, Hypocreaceae. Gene Ontology annotation, molecular function: transmembrane transporter activity.